Molecule: messenger RNA, 789 nt
Organism: Phymastichus coffea
Lineage: Eukaryota; Metazoa; Arthropoda; Insecta; Hymenoptera; Eulophidae
Exons: 3
Coding region: 75-563 (162 amino acids)
Source: RefSeq, a predicted model, not a curated record
UUAGUGAAAAAACCACUUAUUCUAGACUAUAUAAAACUUUUUUGUGCUAUUACGUGUUUUAUUUAAUAGUCAAUAUGAAGAAAGUAUUACAAGUUUUUGCUGUCCUCAUUGCGAUUAUCGUGGGAUCAAAUUCAACAAAAAUAGAAAAAUGCAAAGCAAAAGAUUCACCAAAAAUAAAAGAUCUUGAGGUAAAUCUUGAAGACUGUACUGGUACUGAUGGCCGAUGCAUUUUAAAUAGAGGUCAAACAUACAACUUUGAACAAAAGUUUAAAUCACCGAAAAAUGUCGACAAUCUCGAAGCAGUUGCAACUGCAUCAGUAUUUAAACAGCCAGUACAAAUUACCAGCGCAGAUGACUCUAAUGCUUGCCAAAAUAUAUCAGAUAUGAAUGGCAAGAAAGGAUGCCCUUUGAAAAAGGGCAAAUCGUAUGUGUACAAAAAACUAAUCACAAUAAAAAAAGACGAAAUUUGGGCCAAUAUGAAUAUGCAAUUUCAUUUAAAAAGUGGUAAUAAUACCAUUACUUGCUUUGGACUUCCUAUAAGAGUUCAAGAGAAAAAAGAAUAAGAGACUAAACUUGUCAUGAAACAGAACCAUUUCUUAUAGUCAAAACAAAACUACUUAAUUAUUUUCUUACUAUUAAGAAUGUUAUCGAUAACUCUAUAUAGAACUAUUUUUCGGUUUAUGUAUUAUUUUUUGUUCUAGUAAUCUACUAUACUAGGAACUUAGAAUAAGAAAUGAUUUCUUUAAAGUCAUUUGUUAUUUCAAAUAAAUGAAGCUUUUAAAUAACAAA